Argiope bruennichi is the source of this 8942-nucleotide messenger RNA. RefSeq names its product plasma membrane calcium-transporting ATPase 2-like. Gene Ontology annotation, cellular component: membrane; intracellular membrane-bounded organelle. The record is from RefSeq and is a predicted model, not a curated record. Gene Ontology annotation, biological process: regulation of cytosolic calcium ion concentration; calcium ion transmembrane transport. Lineage: Eukaryota; Metazoa; Arthropoda; Arachnida; Araneae; Araneidae. Bases 384 to 3956 code for a protein of 1190 amino acids. Gene Ontology annotation, molecular function: P-type calcium transporter activity; ATP binding; ATP hydrolysis activity. The transcript is spliced from 20 exons.
UCAUUUACAGGGUGCGAGUGGACCAUGGUAAGUGGAAUCCACUGAGCCUCGAGGCAAAAAGGGGACAUUUGGAAUUUCCACCCGGAAUCGAAUCAAACGAACACCCCCAAAACGGAAACGGAGGACGCGAACUAGAAAGACCCACCUGAUCGUCCCUGGUGUGAGAAUGCUAAAUGUGGGGAGGAUCGUCUGCCUGUACAGGAAAAAGCAGACGAUAGCAAUGAUGCUCCAUCGGCACCUCUUCCGUUGACUGGGAGGGUGCAUGGAAGCGACGGCGGUGCCCCUUCUGAGGGUCCUGUGAGCAAUUCACCCCCCUCCUCCUCACUCACCUAUUCUGUCGAAAAUCCAUACCUUUCAAACAGAGGACAAACAGCGAAACAGGCAUGGCGAGCGGAUCGGGUGGCCAGGAACAGGAGGAGUUCGGCGUGACAGUCGCGGAACUCCGCGAACUUAUGGAAUGCAGGGGUUACGAGGCCGUUCAGAUGAUACAGGACGAGCACGGGGGAGUCCACAACCUCUGCAGGAAGUUGCACACCUCGCCAACAGACGGUCUGAGUGGUGCUGCGUCAGAUCUCGCUCGCCGGAGGGAGGUGUUUGGCGCGAACUCCAUCCCCCCCAAACCACCCAAGACGUUCCUGCAGCUGGUGUGGGAGGCGCUACAGGACGUCACACUCAUCAUCCUACAGGUGGCGGCACUCGUCUCCCUCGGUCUCGCCUUCUACGAAUCACCCGCAGACGAAGAAACGAAAGGACAAGACGAAGGGGAGAGCGAAGCCGGUUGGAUCGAGGGCGUGGCCAUCCUGGUGUCAGUAGUGAUCGUGGUGCUGGUCACGGCCUUCAACGACUACACCAAAGAACGGCAGUUCCGGGGGCUCCAGAACCGCAUCGAACACGAGCACAAAUUCUCUGUGAUACGAGGGGGAGAGGUCAUGCAGAUUCCGGUCAGCGACAUUGUCGCGGGGGACAUUUGUCAAGUCAAAUACGGUGACCUUCUACCGGCGGACGGCAUCAUCAUCCAAAGCAACGACUUGAAAGUGGACGAAAGUUCGCUAACGGGAGAAUCAGAUCACGUAAAGAAGGGAGAAGAUCACGAUCCCAUGUUACUCUCAGGUACCCACGUCAUGGAAGGAAGCGGGAAGAUGGUCGUGGCUGCUGUAGGAGUAAAUUCACAAGCAGGCAUCAUUUUCACUCUCUUGGGGGCUGCUAAAGAGGAAGCGCCGCAACCGAAAGCUGCCCCGAAAAGGCCGGCGCCGGGAGAGGGCGAAGCAAACAUUCCAAACGACACCACCCCCCACGAAGAUGAAAGAGAAGCUGCCCCGAAAAAGAGCUCGGAAGACAGCAAUCCUCAUAAAGAAAAGUCUGUUCUGCAAGCCAAGCUAACCAAGCUAGCCAUCCAAAUAGGUUACGCAGGUUCGACGAUUGCUGCGUUCACCGUUGUGAUCCUCAUGAUUCGGUUCGCCAUCACGACGUUCGUGGUGAAUGAAAACACCUGGAAGGCUGAGCACACGCAGAUGCUGGUCAAGUUCCUCAUCAUCGGUGUGACGGUGCUAGUGGUCGCUGUGCCAGAGGGAUUGCCCCUCGCGGUGACCCUUGCUCUCGCCUACUCCGUCAAGAAAAUGAUGAAAGACAACAAUCUGGUUCGCCAUCUUGACGCGUGUGAGACCAUGGGCAAUGCUACAGCCAUCUGUUCCGACAAAACGGGAACCCUCACCACUAAUAGAAUGACUGUAGUUCAGUGUUUUAUCUGCAACGUGCAUUAUAAAAGCAUCCCCAAGUAUGCCAGUCUACCACCUGAAGUGGCUUCUAUCAUCGUGGACGCAAUAUCAAUCAACAGCGCCUACACCUCUCGAAUAAUGGAACCUGACAAUCCUGGCGAACUGCCAAAGCAGGUGGGCAAUAAGACGGAGUGUGCCCUCCUGGGUUUCGUAUUGGAGCUGGGUAAAGAUUACCAGAAAGUUCGGGACGUGAUGCCCGAGGAGAAGCUCCACAAAGUGUACACUUUCAACUCCGUCAGAAAAUCCAUGAGCACUGUGAUACGACUGCCCAAUAAAGGCUUCCGGAUAUUCACCAAGGGGGCCUCAGAGAUCGUCCUCCAAAAGUGUUCGUUCAUCUUCGGUGCUGGCGGCCAGCUGGAGCGGUUCACGCCGGCGGACGCGGACCGGCUCGUGAAGAGCGUUAUCGAGCCGAUGGCCUGCAACGGGCUCCGCACCAUCGGCAUCGCCUACAAAGACUUCAUCCUGGGGGACGAGGCCAACGCCAACCAGGAACGGUGCGACGGCGAGCCCAACUGGGACGACGAGCAGAGCAUCGUCACCAACCUCACUGCCAUUUGCAUAGUCGGCAUCGAAGACCCUGUCAGAUCGGAGGUGCCAGAGGCCAUCAAACAGUGCCAGCGGGCGGGCAUCACCGUCCGGAUGGUGACGGGAGACAACAUCAACACCGCCCGAUCCAUCAGCCAGAAAUGCGGCAUCAUCCGGCCUCAGGACGACUUUCUCGUCCUGGAAGGAAAAGAGUUCAACGCGAGAAUCAGGGACGCCAACGGAGAGGUCCAGCAACAUCUCCUGGACAAAGUGUGGCCCCGGCUAAGGGUGCUAGCGAGGAGCUCCCCCACCGACAAGUACAUUCUAGUGAAAGGCAUCAUCGACAGCAAACUGCAUGCCAACAGGGAAGUGGUGGCGGUCACCGGGGACGGCACGAACGACGGACCGGCACUCAAAAAAGCAGAUGUUGGAUUCGCCAUGGGUAUUGCAGGGACGGACGUGGCGAAAGAAGCCUCCGACAUCAUUCUGACGGACGACAACUUCACGAGCAUAGUGAAGGCCGUGAUGUGGGGGAGGAACGUCUAUGACAGCAUCGCCAAGUUCCUUCAGUUUCAGCUCACGGUCAACGUGGUCGCAGUCAUCGUUGCCUUCGUGGGAGCCUGUGCAAUAGAGGACAGCCCUCUGAAAGCUGUCCAGAUGCUGUGGGUGAACUUAAUCAUGGACACCCUGGCGUCCCUCGCACUGGCCACCGAGAUGCCUACCUCGCAACUCCUGCUGAGGAAGCCUUACGGCAGGACGAAACCCCUCAUUUCUAGGACCAUGAUGAAGAACAUCCUCGGACACGCCAUCUAUCAACUGACCAUCAUCUUUACAUUACUCUUCAUCGGGCACCGCCUCUUCGACAUCGAUUCGGGCAUGUAUGCGCCUUUGCAUUCUCCACCUACGCAGCACUUCACCAUCAUCUUCAACACUUUCGUCAUGAUGACCCUCUUCAACGAGAUCAAUGCCCGAAAAAUCCACGGAGAGAGGAACAUCUUCGAGGGCCUUCUCACAAACCCCGUCUUUUACAGCAUACUCAUAAUCACCGCCGCCUCGCAGGUGAUUAUCGUCCAGUUUGGGGGUCGAGCAUUUUCGACCGCCCCCCUGUCGCUGGACCAGUGGCUGUGGUGCUUAUUCUUCGGUGCCGGGGUACUGGUGUGGGGCCAGUGUAUCACAACAAUCCCCACGAAGAAGAUCCCCAAGACGUUCACGUGGGGUUCGGGCAACCCCGAAGACCUGGACGCGGGCGGGUCCCUGGUGGAGGACACCUCCAGGGGGUCCAUAUCUCAGGAAGUGAAGAGAACGGGACAGAUCCUCUGGAUCAGAGGACUCACGCGUCUACAAACUCAGCUUUCAUUGCAAUCAAGUAUGUCGUUGCAGGUGAUUGGCGGGGAGCUACAAGACAGAUUGAUACCAGUUCCCUAUAGUAAAGCCGCUACUGACGAAGCGAUUCGUGUGGUGAGUGCGUUCCGCAGCGGCAUGGACUCCCGCAAGAACUCGACUGCGGACUCUAGCGGCGCCCUGGGCCGCUCGGCCAGCAAGCGCGCGCCCCUCCUGCAUCCGAACGCCACAGCCUCCACCAGCGCGGAUGUGAUCAAGGACGCCACGACAGGCAAUGACAAGAAGAACUCCGCUCACAACGAAACUCCCGUUUGAAUGAACUCUACCCUUUCUCUCUUUCAAUCUCCUUCUCUCUCUCUCUAAUCUCUAUCUCUCUAAUCUCUAAUAUCUUCUUAUUUCUCGUGCGAGGAGAGCGCAGGGAGAAGCCUGCCUCACUCGUAGUCAACUAGGAGAACACUACCUUAGGGCGGCGACAUCAUCCGGUUAUAUAACACUUGUGUGUGUUUUUAUAAUCCAGUAGAGGAAGCAGAGAUAAAAAACAAAAUAUACAGAAGACUGUAGAAGAUAUAUAAAUAUAUAUAUAUAUAUAUUAAGGAAAAAUAUCUAUAUACAUAUACAACUAUGCAUCCGUAGGUGUGCAUGUAUAUACAUAUAUAUAUAUUUAAGAUGAAGGGAAGAAAUUAGAUCCCAAUAGACCAUAUAGAACAUCGCUCUUAGUGUUUUAGAUUGUGACUGCCUACUAACGAAGCUGAAAUCGGAAGAAGAAUAAAUAAAUAAAUAAAAUACUGUAGCAACUUAAUCACGUGUAUAUUUGUAAAGUGCUCAACAAUAAAAAAAAGAUAUUAUAAUACAUGAAGAGUGUCUCACUCUGCAUCUUAUAUCAAAAUGGUGAACUGUGGUUCGACGUCCCAGACACCGCAAGUGACAUUUCUCUCUACAACUUAGGACAAACCUUCCUCGUGCGAUUAUCCUUUAUUAGAGAGCAUCCGGUGCAUCUCGUGGACGCAUCGAGAUUCUGACAACGAGUUUCAAAGCCAACCAUUCAAGUGAAAAAAAAGAAAAAUUACAAAAAAAAAAAUAAUAAACUCCAUGCCAAGUUCCUCUUCUUCGCUUUUAUGUUUCUUCACUUUCGGGGCUCCGUGCGUUUGGCUGUUGAAGGGACAAAGAAUGCGAUGGAGACGACGAGCCGGCUUUCUGGGUCAGGGCCCUAAAGUAGAACCACCUGUUCUCGAUCCUUGAAGUAGUGGGCGUGUAAUCCAACUUUAAUUAUCGACACCUCUAGUCAAUGAAAGCUUUUACAACAGCUUUUAAAGCUUCCCCCCAAGCCCUAUCAUUCCUCUGCAGAGAAGCGAUGUAUAUAUUUUCCUCAAGUUGGAAAAUCCUCAAGGAGUAUUAGUGGUUAGAGCCGUGUUCCUUUUUUAAUAAUUACUAUUAUUUACAUUUCGAAAGAGAACGCCCACUCUAUUAAAUAAGGUUCUUGUAAAAAGUACAUUCUAUACUUCAUAUAGAAUAAAUACUUUCACAAUUCUUUAGGGUUUUUCAUAUAAAGUAGUCUGUGUUUUUAAGUUGUGAGACGAGUAAAAAAAACUGUUCGGUCAGCAUCGAUUUUAGUAUGGUGCAAAUCAGAUUCAGGUAGAAGUUUUGUAUUAUAUAAUCAUCCGUCAUCCAAUAUUCUCAUCAACGAAGUAAUUCGCGCAUGCGCAGCAAACAUUUAGCUUAUGUAGCUUGUAUUUACAAGAUGCGGACUGCCGUAGAAAUUUUCACCUGGCUGUACGCGUAAUUUCAAAGCAUCUACAACUUUGUAAACAAAAAUAGGAUUAAGGUAGAACUUGUCUAACUACAACGAUUAUGUCGCACAUUUCUGCGAUUAGAGCCUAAAUUAUUGUUUUGCUAGAUAGUUGAUGUGUCAACCAACUUGUUUAAUAAAAUGCAAGGUCAUUUUUGCUCCUUAGCAAGACUGAAGCUUUUUUAUUUUUCCCGUUAUUUUUGGGAUAUUAUGUGAACGAAGCAAAGUUUAAAAAAAAUCCAUUUGUCGAAUUCACUUUGUUGGAUCUUUAAAAACAAAAGUCAAACUUAAUUCUUUUACAUAAGCCAAAAUUUGUCAAAACAUCGGCUUUAUUAGAGCUAAUAAAAGAAAUAAUUUUUUUUCUCUUUUUAAAGCUUUCGAAAUUGUAAUAAAAUAAGAUCUUUGAAUUUAGUUGAAAAUAUCGGCAGAAUUCAUAUCUUGAAAUAAGUUGAAAAAUUCAUCCCCUUUGUAUAAAAAAAAAUGCUAGCAUCUAUAUCAAAGUGUACAUAUAAGAAAUACUUAGCAAUUUCCUUUUAGAAUUUAUGAUUGGAAGCAAAAUAAGGAAUUCCAAACAAAAAUAAAUAGCGUAAGAAGGCAUUUAUAAAUUUAUUAAACUAGUCAUCGGUAAUAUGUAUUUAUAACUUUAAAGAAUUCAGUUUUUUUUUCAUUAAUAAUACAAUUGUAUGUACUUCAUCAUUUGGAUAUCGCAUGUGAUUUUUAGGCGAUUAAAAAAUUUUGUGAAGAUAUUCUUUGAUAUCUAUUAACGGAUCAAUUUGCACAAUAAAUCUCGAUAUCGACAGAUCAUUGAUCAAGGUCUUUCUAAAAAGAUAAUAAAAAAUGCUAUAUGAAUUACCAAAAGCUAAACGGGAAAGAAUUAAACGAUUUUUUUAGAAUCAUUCUCACCAAAAUUGGACCACUCAUAAUAAUGUAUCUGCAAGUUUAUAAGAAUGUAUUCACAAAACGAAAAGUGUUCAUUAGAACGCAUUCACAAAACGAAAGACGUUCAUGAGAACGCAUUCAUAAAAUUAUAAACGUUCAUAGAAUGCAUCAUAAAAUGAAAGACGUUCAUAAGAACGCAUUAAAAAAAUUGUUCAAGAUUCGCGAUUCCAAAUAUUAUAUCUCAGGGUCUGAAAUCAAAAAGCAUUGGGAAAGAGGGACAUCAUCAAAGUAAUGCAAGAAUUCCGGUCACUGGAACCCACUUUUUUUAAUUUCUACUCUCUGUGUGUCCGAGCGUAGACGUCGUCUCCAUUCAUUCUUAUUUCCUCCAUGAUUUCUCAGAUAAAAAGGGAAAUAAUUUUGUCGCGUCCUCUUCUUCCGUUGUUACGGGACCAUUCUGUGCGCCUUAGUUGACUGUUCCCUUUUCCUUUUUGCAAACGGAAUGGGAAUUUGAGUUCAUUGAUUUUGUUGUAUGUGUGUGUAUGUCUCUAAUAUAUUGCACUGGCGGCUUUCACCUCAAACACAACUACCAAUAAGUGUUCUCCAAACUGAAAAUCUAUGCAAGACUAUUCUUCCACUUGUGAGAAGAUACGAACGCAUUGUUUAAUUCGUAGCAUUCUCGAAAAAUAUCCCCUGCUCAGUUGUCUCUCUUGUGAUAUCACUACAUUUAGAAUAAAAUAAUUUUUGUUUCAAUGACGUGACUUUCAACAUAAAGUGCCAUACGCUUUUAGAAACGAUUUCCUUUAUAACUGAGACACUAGCUUUUUGCAUCAUAUCUACACAGUUUGGGGAACACUUAACGGUAAAAUAUUUUGGUUUCACAGAAAAAUAAAGUAUAAUGCAUGGAGUGAAAAUAAAAUAAAAAAACAUCGAACAAUGAUUUUCACGAAAAUAUUCAGGAAAUGUAUUUGAUCCAGAACAUUGUAUGCUGAUUUUUUUAAUGAUAUAAUUCGCUGUUUAUUAAUUUUGAUUUUUUUUCCCCUUUUCAUUUUAAGUACAGAUUUCAGUAAGAUUUCUUCUAUAGAGCUAAUCAUAAUAUCACUGCCAAUUUUUCGAUUAGCUUACUUAACGCUGAGCACGAAUAGAGUGCAUGCCUUUUUAGAAUUAUAUCAAAUUUAUGAAUUUAUUGCUCAAUAAUUAUUUUAAUAUUAUCCCUUCAGAUAAUUUUAAGCUUCAGAUAAUUUUUCCAUUUAUGUCUUUACUUUCAUUCAAAACCCUGCUAUACAACCCAUUAUUAUUGAUUGACAUUUCCCUUCAAUACGGAUGCAGUGACAUCAGAAGCAUUGCAUUUACUCUAUUGCAUACCCAUUUGCCCGUAUAAAAAAAUGUGUGUCUAACUUGCACAAGAAGUAAACACGCGUUCACUCUUCUUUAGGGUUGUCAUUUUAAAAAAAAGAUAGGAUACUGCUUUGGAGACACCUUGCUCACACACAGACUGCAUGCCUUUGAGUACCGAUUGCAGUAUAUGUUCUAAAAGCGACAUGAAUGCAAAGAAUCAAAUAAUUUACUUAAAAGGGAUAAUGAUCAGACUGAACCACGGGAAAGUGGCACGUUUGAAGCUUUUUUGAGUGAAACUAUUUAUAAUAUUUCAUGUAAUAAAAUUUAAAGUAACAUACAUAAGUUAAUCAACUAAAUUUAGAGCGUUUCCAUCACUUUACAUCGUUUCAAGCAUUUCAAGACUCUAAAUGAGUAUUUUGUAGAGAAAAUUUCACUAUUGAUUAGACACUUUUCUAAUGUAAAUAUGAAAAUUGUACUGUAAAAAUGAAUUUUUAAAUAUGAAUGUGGUUUAAGAAAGUUUUACUUUGGAUAAUUGUCUCAAAAACAUUUCCAAUCAUCUUAUCAUCAAGCAAAGAACAUUGAAAAGAUUUUAAAAUUGAACCUUUGAUAAACGCAAAUAUGUAAUGGUGCUCAUCUGUUUAUCAUACUAAAAAAAGUAAUAAAAUAAAAUUUUGCAAAUUCUUUGCUACUCUAGAGCUUGUAAUCCUAUUGGAUGACCCAUCGAAAGAGCGAAAAACGAAUCUAUUCAAUAGCAGAUUCAGCCUUCUGCGCUAUUGUCAGUUCAUUCAAAACUUCCCGUGCAGGAAGUAGAAGAAUUUGAACCUCAAAAUUAAAAUGCAAAAUGUAAUUAUUUUUUUCGAGGUAGAAACGGUAGCGGGAUGGAAUUCAGUAUCAGUUACAAUAAAUAACCAGUACUUCGUGAUGUGCAUAGGGAAGAAUGACCAGCCUGUCCAUGGCAAGAGCAAGAUGUCUCCGAAGUCAGGUACUUAGCUAUUUGUGCCUAAUCAGUGAGUUCUUAAUAGCAGAGGGUCGUCCAACGAAAUGGUUCAGUUAGAUUACGGGCUGCCCAUGCAGCAGCCGACAUUUCAUACGGAGGGCCGCCAGUGUCGACUACAGAUAUUAUAUAAACAAUCUUCUAGUAAAAAAUCUAAAAAGUACUACUUUAAGUUGAUGGAUGUGUCCCAUUUCUGCGCUUCAGUGAUGUCUACUAUACAACGAGUUUCAAGCUUUGAAAGAAAGAAAAGUGUAAGUAGUUGAAAGUAUGCCAAAAAGAAUGGCCUGUUAAUAAAGCUCUACUCUUA